AUUGAAAUUACAUCGAUGGCAACACUGUUUGGCAACUUUGGCGUCUGGGCCCUCAGGGGUGGGGCCUCUGAGCUAGCCUUCAGUUGGCAACACUUUGGUCACGUAUCAUAUAGUGCGUCGUUUGCUAAAGUCGGAGUCAUGGGACUUGGUUGCGGAUACACAACCCCAUUUGAGGAGAAUGAAGACCCUGAUCCUGCAGAAGAGAGUGAAAACCCUGAUCCUGUAGAAGAGAAUGACUCAAAUGACAAUGAUGACUUGAGCUUGGGUGCGGACACCUCAGCUCAAGGAACCGGUGUCAGUGGGGAGUCACCAGAGGAAGCCUAUGAAUCUGAUGACCCGGAAAUCCACUGUGAAUAUGACAAUGUCAGGACAAGAGAGGAUCAUGAAAUGGAGGUUGAGGAGAUCCUUAAUCUGCCAAGGAUUCCUGUGGUGAGUGGGGAGUCACCAAAGGAAGCCUAUGAAUCUGAUGACCCGGAAAUCCACUGUGAAUAUGACAAUGUCAGGACAAGAGAGGAUCAUGAAAUGGAGGUUGAGGAGAUCCUUAAUCUGCCAAGGAUUCCUGUGGUGAGUGGGGAGUCACCAAAGGAAGCCUAUGAAUCUGAUGACCCGGAAAUCCACUGUGAAUAUGACAAUGUCAGGACAAGAGAGGAUCAUGAAAUGGAGGUUGAGGAGAUCCUUAAUCUGCUAAGGAUUCCUGUGGUGAGGGAGCAUCGCUUUUCACAGGAAAGCCUGGGUGAAGAAAUUGUGCCCGUAGUUGUCCUUCCUGGUUCUCCACAGGAAAACCUGGGUGAAGAAAGGAUGGUUCAAUGGAUUGAGGAAAAUCCCAUGCAAAAUGAGGCUCAGUCACCAGAAGACAUCACUGAAGCUGACAUGGUGGACCUCCUUGCCUUGAUAUUGGACCCAGAACUCUGAAAAAUAUACAUGAACACCCACACUGUUCCCAGGAAGAGAUGAAGACCAAGAGAAGAAACAGCAUUAAUAGAGACUGAAUGUGAAAAGGACCUGGGUGAUUAUGUUGACAACGAAUUGAAGUUCUUGGGCCUUUAUGAGAAAAAGUGAAUCAAGCAACUAAGUCUUAUAAGAAAGUCGUUCAGAUAUCUAUAUGGUCCAUCCCUCGGAACAAUUUUCGAGAGUGAGGGGUUCCUCUGUCAGUUGAUUGAAAAUGUCCAAAGGAGGGCCACCAGAUUAGUGCCUGAUCUAUGACACCUCAGUUACCCAGAGAUUUUAGAAUGCCUGCAGUUGCCUAUCUUAUAAUGUGUAGGCAUGGCAAGGGGUGACUUAAAUGAAGUUUAUAAACAUCUCAGAAGGUACCACAUGUACUGUAUAGCUUGGUUUUCUUCAUAUUCAGUAAAUAAUUUUUAUUGCUAAUUUUUUGGGUGUGAGAGAACAUUGAGGUUGAAUUUGAUGUUAAUUAGUCUUCAUGUUUGUCAUGCUGUUUGGUGAACAUAUUGUACAGUGCUGAGAGAUGUGGUAGGUGAGUGACCAGCCAUGGGGGUUGGGUAACUAUGGGGGAGGCACCCUAGCAACCACGGCUUGCCUGCCUCGUCAACCUCUCCUAUCCACCCCUCCCCACGCCCCAUCCUGCACUGCUGUGCCCCGCCCUGCUGCACCCCGCUCUGCCCCAAUCUCAAGUGCCCGCCUCACACCCACCCUCCUCCCGGGCAGAGUCACACCCUGCUUACCCUCCACCAUCCCCACCCGCUCUUCUCUGCCCCCUGCCAAAUGCCUCUUUACCUUGCCACCCACACCCUGCCUCCUCACCCUGUCCUCCCCCGCCCGUCUUUCUGUUCGUAUUUAGUUAUUAGAACUUAGUGUAGUUGACAUAUAGAGAUGGAUUUCUGUAAAGACCUUCCCUAGUGACCUGUCCACUGCUAUUACACCAUAGCAUGUACUGUAUUUGAAAGUAAUGACAUGUCCCAUGACAUAACCACCUAUAGCUUUCUCCCUCGCUAUCCUGCACGGGUUACUUUUGGAUUAACGAGAUAGACACUAUACUGUACUGCAUAAUAUGAAGGCAUUUAGAGAAGUAAUAAUGUUAAAGUAAAUGAUAUUCACUUCUAGACAUUCAGAUAAGUAAAUAAAAAUAAAGAAUUAAAAGGACAAUAAAUGAGUAAUUUGUUACGUAAAAUGUUAUAUUAAAUUUGGUGUACAUAAAAUGUUACAUCCUCUUAGAUAUAUGAAAAUUUGCUUAUACGAAUUCCUCCGUAAUUCCCAUAUUAUUUAGGAUCACAUUGUGCUGGGUUAAUAAAACAUUAUUGUAAAAUAAUAAAUUUUCCCAAAAGAAAA
Molecule: messenger RNA, 2286 nt
Organism: Homarus americanus (American lobster)
Lineage: Eukaryota; Metazoa; Arthropoda; Malacostraca; Decapoda; Nephropidae
Exons: 11
Coding region: 16-912 (298 amino acids)
Source: RefSeq, a predicted model, not a curated record